This is a messenger RNA of Loxodonta africana (African savanna elephant), 861 nucleotides long. RefSeq names its product taste receptor type 2 member 134-like. The transcript is spliced from 2 exons. Bases 1 to 861 code for a protein of 286 amino acids. NCBI's taxonomy places the organism in Eukaryota, Metazoa, Chordata, Mammalia, Proboscidea, Elephantidae. Gene Ontology annotation, molecular function: G protein-coupled receptor activity; bitter taste receptor activity. Gene Ontology annotation, biological process: G protein-coupled receptor signaling pathway; sensory perception of taste; detection of chemical stimulus involved in sensory perception of bitter taste. Gene Ontology annotation, cellular component: membrane. The record is from RefSeq and is a predicted model, not a curated record.
AUGACUUCCCCGACCACCUUGUUCUUCAUGGCUGUCUUCUUCCUGGAGUCCUUGGCUGCCAGGCUGCAGAAUGGCUUCAUGGCAGCAGUGCUGGGCUGGGAGUGGGCGGGGGGUCUGGCACUGCCCACAGGCGACAUGAUUGUGGCCUGCCUAGUGCUAUCCCAGCUUGGUCUGCAUGGUGUGUCCAUUAUUAACAGUUUCCUGAUCACCCUUGACCCCAGACACAAAAUGCACUACAUCCGCAUUUUCUGGAACUUCAGCAACAUACCCAACUUCUGGCUGCUGCUGGGUUUCCUGACCAUCUCUGUCCUGACCACCAUCCCCUCAGUGAUCAGGAAUAUCAUUGCAUCUCAUAUGGAGGCCUCUCAGCCUCCCCACACCAACGGAAGCUGGGCUGAUCCAUCGAGGAUCUUCUAUCGGAACUUCUUCCUCUUUCAGGAGAUGCUGGUGCUCUCAGUGCCCUUUCUGCUGUUCAUGGCAUCCACUGCCCUGUUCAUGUCCUCUCUGUGCCUGCACUUGUGGCGGAUGCAGGACUGCCAGCACGGGCCUCGAGAUCCCAGCAUCCGGAUGCACACCACAGCCCUCAGAUCACUGGGCUUCUUCCUUGUCUUCUACACAUCCUACUUCCUGUCACUGAUUGUGGCCGAGAUGAUCAUGCCCCUGCAACUCCACUGGUACUGGGCCUGGCAGGUGGUGACCUACACUGGCAUGUACUUGCACUCUGUCAUCCUGCUGCUCAACAGCCCCAGGCUCAGGAGGGCCCUAAAGAAUGGGCUGCAGGGCUGCAGGGCCAUAGGCUGUGGGGUCCUGGACGGAGGGCUCAAAUCAGGAGCCAGUGUGGGGCUUAGCAAUCCCAUGUGA